Molecule: messenger RNA, 2023 nt
Organism: Neocloeon triangulifer
Lineage: Eukaryota; Metazoa; Arthropoda; Insecta; Ephemeroptera; Baetidae
Product: transmembrane protein 53
Exons: 7
Coding region: 369-1412 (347 amino acids)
Molecular function (GO): serine hydrolase activity
Source: RefSeq, a predicted model, not a curated record
CUCCAAGAGUCACACCACUUUUUUGCACUUCAGUUUGUCGAUUCCCCUGUCCUGUCUGUCCGUCCUGCUUGCUAUGCUCGCUGGCGUGACGUCUGCGGUCUCUUUGCAGUGCAGCGAGUGCGGGCGGCUUCGACUCUGUGAUGAGCUGUGCUCACUCACAUCAGCCUAUUUGUGAUUGAUCGACCAAGAUUCUGAUAAGCCCAGUCCGAGUCUCGAGAUUUGCGAAGAAUUAUCUUUUUGAUACUCACGACACGACCGUGGUCUUCAGUCUUUGGGCCGCUCUGAACUGGACACGGAGAAUAAAAAUUUGCAGACUCCCUUUUGCUUGUCACUCUGUCCCAGCUUCUGAGAUAGCCGGUUGCAAAAAAAUGGCACUGUUCAAUUUUUCAAAGUCAUUGACUACUCUGGGCGUAGUUAGACCAGCCGUCGUGCGACAGCCCAUCAGCCUCAAGCCGAUGCCUGCCUCGAGCAUGCUGAUGAACAGAAACAUCGGAAUCAGGUAUGCCAGCGGCAAGCAGGGCGACCGCAUCAGGGACCUUCACAUCAACAAGCUCACCAAAAAUCUCGAUCUGUUCACGGCUUCAAGUUCCAAACGAUCAUUGGAGAACGGUGGAUCGACUCCGGCAGAGGCAGGAACUUCGAAAUCCCUUAAACUAAAGGAGGGUGACAAUUCUCAGCAGCCGUUGGUCGUCAUGUUGCCGUGGCUCAUGAGUCAAAACAAGCACAUUGCAAAGUACGCCAACUUCUACCUGAAGAUUGGUUUUGAAGUCCUCACCUGUCGCCUUACACCCUGGCAGCUUCUAUGGCCUGCUAAAGGCAGCCAGGUCGUAGCAAAUGAUUUGCUUCAUUUUCUGGACGUCAACACGCGGGAUCGUCCAAUUCUGAUUCACGGCUUCUCGGUGGGAGGCUAUCUUUGGGGUGAGGUGCUCUCUAUAGCCCAGGCCGAUGAGGCUAGAUUCAAGCCAGUCAUGAACAACAUCGUGGGUCACAUUUGGGACAGCGCGGCUGAUAUGCAGGAUAUUCCCGAUGGUCUGCCUGCUGCAGUGUUUCCUAGAAAUAUGAUGCUGCAAAACGCAUUUCGAAAAUAUGUCAAAUACCACAUGAGAACUUUCUAUGACGGAGCUACAUGUCAUUACAUCCGUUCUAGUCAAAUGUAUCACAGUUCGAUGGUUCGAACCCCUGCCUUAUUCUUGGUAUCCAAGAGAGAUCCUAUUGGGAAACCAGAGAGCAACCUGAAGGUGGCUGAAAACUGGGAAGCGUUGGGCAUUGAUGUUCGCUUCAAAGUUUGGAAUGACUCACACCAUGUGGGCCACUUCAGAAAGUACCCAGAGGAGUACAUCGCUGAAGUAGCAGCAUUCUUGGCUAAGAUUGGUCUCAUGCCUGUGGCCUGCAAAGCUCGUGCAAAAUUGUGAUCGUCUCGUGAUGAACCUGACAUUCCUAUUCAUCGUGGAAAUCAUUCUACUUAAUUUUUUUUCUAUUUUUAUGCUUCACUUUUUGGAAGUUUUUAAUUUUUUUUAUUGUUCUUAAAAUUGAAACUCAAAUUGCCUGUAGUAGAAUUUGUUGGCUUGUAGAAAAUUAGCUGGUUUAAGGUUGAAGUGCUGGCAAGAUCAAGAGAGAUACUUCUUGUUGCUAUGUUAACCCUUAUAGUCCUUUUACACAUACACUAAUUAUUACCUCUUUGACCCAUUGUCCGUUAUCAAUAUUUGAUCAUACCACUUUGAUAGCAGCAUUGAUAUUAUGAUGAUGAGCACAUUUAAUGUAUUAUCUUUGAAUUUUUAGUGGCCAGGUGUGUCUCUUUUGACCUCUUGUUGAUGGAAGAGUUGUUUGGAAUUUAAUCAGCUGUUGAAAAUUAAAAAUAAACUCACUCUCCUUUUACUGCUUGCACUACUUAUUGUCUAUAUUGAAGUCACAUCAAAAUUUGAAUGACGUACCAUGUAAAAUACAACUAAAGGAAACUUUGGAGAAAUUAUUUCCUCUGUCAACAAAUAGCUUUGAGAAUAAAUUGAUAUUAAACGAAGUACAC